AUGUAUCGUUUGCAUCCCUAGUUGCCAUACGAUCCAGUUGCUAUAAAGAAAAUAUUUAGGGUUUAUUUUCUGUUGUGCAACAAAGAUAGCCAAAAAUGUUGCGGCUCGUUACAAAUGCAAUAGUUAGAGGUCCCGUUUCAGUUAAACUGAUUGCAAAUCCUGCGGGAAAGCCACAAGUAUUGAAAACGUUUUCUUUGGUAAACCGCAGAUGUCAAUCUACAAGAGGCACUGGCACUGCUACUAUGGGCUUUGACAGCAACAAAAAAAUAGCGCCCCUUGGUUGGUUCCUCUUACUUAUCCCAGUGUCUACAUUUGGUCUGGGGUGCUGGCAAGUGAAACGUAAAGCAUGGAAAGAACAACUAAUCGAAGACUUAGAGCAUCAAACCAAGCUAUCACCAGUACCACUACCUUCAGAUUUAACAGAGCUGUCUGCUAUGGAGUACCAGUUGGUUACAAUCAGGGGAAGGUUUAUUCAUAACAAGGAACUGCUUAUGGGUCCUCGGUCGUUCAUACGUCCCGAUGGAAAUGAAACAGCCGGAGGUUUAUUUUCCCAGCGUGAUAGAGGCAAUGGCUACCUUGUCAUAACUCCAUUUAAGCUAGCAGAUAGAGAUGAAGUGAUUUUGAUCAAUCGUGGAUGGGUAUCUAGGAAUCAGGUCAAACCGGAAACACGAGCCGAAGGACAAAUAGAAACCGAAGUAGAGUUGACUGGGGUGGUGCGCAUGGGCGAAAACCGACCACAAUUUUCUCCGGAUCAUAAAGGUGGGGUUUUCCUGUACAGGGAUUUACCAAAAAUGUGCGCAUUAACUGGAGCAUCUCCGAUUAUCUUAGACGCUACAUACGAGUCAUCUAUUCCCGGUGGCCCCAUUGGCGGACAAACACGUGUAACAUUACGUAAUGAACAUCUGUCUUACCUUCUAACGUGGUUCAGUUUAUCAGCAAUUACUUCGUACCUGUGGUACCGUCAAAUAGUAAAGAGAAUUCCUUAUUAAACGUCACGAAAAGCAAACUUUUCAAUACCAAAAUUAGUUUACUUGUUUUAAUUUCGAUUUUAUUUCAAAACAUAUAUAUCGCCUUUUUCAUUUAGUUAUUGUAUACACAUGUGUAAAUAUUAUUAAUUCCAUACAUGAACGAAUUUUGGCAAAAUCAAGUGAAACGUGUAAAGUUCGUGUACUCAUACAAUGAAUAGAUAUACUUAAAUUUAAAGGUAUGUAUACUUUCUAAAUUAAAUUCAUAGUAAAUUACAUUGAUGUACAUAUGUAAGUACUAUUGGUAGGGAAUGAGAUAGUGGCCGUCGUUCCGAAUGGCGGCAUGAAUGCAUAGACAGGUCGAAAAGUGUGUAUGACUGGAACGGUGACACAUUUCCACUUUUAAUAUGCUUAAUGUGACUUGGUUAUUUAAUGUAAAACAAAGUAAAAUCGUUUAGACGUAUACGUAUGAACACGUUUGUAAAUAUUUACAAUAACAAAUGUUACAGCAAAAUAAUAAAUACUGUAUAUAGGCUUUA
This is a messenger RNA of Anastrepha obliqua, 1504 nucleotides long. It is a transcript of the gene Surf1, whose product is annotated as SURF1-like protein. The transcript has 5 exons. Gene Ontology annotation, cellular component: mitochondrion; membrane. The record is from RefSeq and is a predicted model, not a curated record. The coding region runs from base 96 to 989 and encodes 297 amino acids. Gene Ontology annotation, biological process: mitochondrial respiratory chain complex IV assembly. Lineage: Eukaryota; Metazoa; Arthropoda; Insecta; Diptera; Tephritidae.